Molecule: messenger RNA, 507 nt
Organism: Monascus purpureus
Lineage: Eukaryota; Fungi; Ascomycota; Eurotiomycetes; Eurotiales; Aspergillaceae
Source: the annotation of a GenBank genome assembly
AUGCUCCCUUCGGAAUCACCAGAAGCUGCAGUCCAGACGGAUCUCGAGGCCCAAGAGCCGGACGAGGGGACGCAUCAUAUCAUCGGACCCAUUAGUAUUCCCUGCAAGCGGAUACGAGAGCUCUCUCGACGGACUUCUACCGUGCUGUUUAACGCCAGUAACCUCGGGAGUGCCACUCGCCCGGCACACGUGACUUUCUUGGGCUGCGUGGCGGCCGUGCGAGCCUCGUAUGAUCGCGAAGUCCUUUUUCUUCGCAAGAUUAUUAUCCCAGACUCGAGACGCGAUGAUAUCAAUCAAUCGUUCUGGGUAAUAGGCACUCCACGUGGAUUCCCACAUGAAUUUCCCGGGCGCCACGCGCUAAACCACACAACCGCUGUCAACCACGCCAUCUGGUGCGGUGCAACUGUCGCCAAGAGUGUCUUCCCUCAACCGGCAACUACGUCUUCCUCUGAUCACGCGGAGAUCCUGAAAGGACGGCGAACUUUCGUUUUCGGGUCGAGUACGUAA